This is a messenger RNA of Cladocopium goreaui, 756 nucleotides long. Lineage: Eukaryota; Dinophyceae; Suessiales; Symbiodiniaceae. The record is from the annotation of a GenBank genome assembly.
AUGUCGUCCAUGGCCGCCGUUCCGCAGACUGAUGAGGAGGAAAUGGAAACUUCACAGAUUUGGGGGUCAACCAAUGGAAACGAAGCAAAGGUUUCUCAUUGGUUUUCUCGCGCGAGGGCCUCCUGCAUUGUGCCCGCUGUUGGUCUCAUGGUUGUGGGUGUCUUGGCAUUGGGCGCGAUUCGCGCGAAUGUGGCCCCUCAGACUGCUCAGGACCAGGCUGGAAUUGUCCAAUUGGGCGAUUUCAAGAUCCCAACGCUUCCAGCGAAUCCGAUCGAUGAGUUGAAGAAAGAAAUCAAACAACCAAUUACAAAAUUCAAGGCAGACUUGGGCAUCAAUGACUUGAGGGGGAAUCAGAUUGCACUUUGCGUCAUCAAUCUCAACUUGGGAAUCUGGAAGGUGAUUCAGGUGGGAGCACACAUCACCAAAACGGUGGACAAUUGUGCAUAUCAAACCACCAAUAUCGACAAGAAAGUUGCAUGCAAUAUCAAUCUUGCUGCGAUCAUAGUUACUUUGUCAGAAAUGAUGGCCUUCUUCACCAGCACCUCCACCUUAUGCACAGGCAAAACAAACCCAGAUGCCCGCUGCACAGUAUUUAUGGCACUGACCUUCAGGCAUUUGGCGCUCUUUGCUGCAGCUGAGAACCAAAUUGCCCUCUUUUGCCCUAAGGCCUCAUACGAAACAACGGUCGUGGAAGGUGGAGUGAGAACCUAUGAUGCUGCAGGAACGCCGACUUCUUUCGAAUUCAUCCUUUGCUAA